AUGCAAUCGGUGGAACCGUUGGCACCUGGGCCUGUUCCUUUCUACAUAUUUGGUGAUGUUUGGUCUCCGUGGCCCCUUGCUGCCCUUGUACACCCUGGUUGGCGAGAGGCAUUUCGAUUCAUUGAUUCGCUGGGCGGAACACCGCCCGAUGGCUACGUCCAGAAAGCAGAGUUUGAGACUGCCUAUGGCUUGGCCAGCAUAUACCUUUCAAUGUUCGCAUGGUGUGAGCUCCUCCGCAAGCAGUACGCAAACGUGGAUGAAGCCUGGAAUGCGUUGAGUGGCGCGGAGUUUGGCUUUGCUGCUCCUGUAGAUUACACCAGGUGGAAGACGUCGUUUUGGUCAAGCUAUCGCCCAGAGGCAGGCAUGAACAAGGCAUCGCCAGACGAGGCCUUUGUGUAUGCAGAUGCGAACGGCGACGAAAAGGUUUCGAAGCAAGAGUUUUCCUCCAUCUUCUUCAGCUGUGCACCAGAGAAUGCGAAGCAGCCACCAGGUGGCGCAGCAGCUCAUGCACAGAAGGUUGAGACAGCUUCUGCUCCACCGGGUGGCGAAGACGCGCCCGCGGCAGCAGAAGUUCCAAAGCCGAAAGCAAGCUCUGCAAGAUGCCUGUACAGCGACACUGAAUAUGUAGGUGGCAGUGUCGGUCUGGCUUCGGCUCAGCCGAAUCUCACAUUCUGCCAGGCUCGUUGCCGAACGACACCGGGAUGUGCUUUCUUCACUUUCAGUCAUGCGGAUGGCAACUGCCGGAUGCUGGACAUCGAAGCAAGUUGGAGGGAAUCCGCGGGUCUCAUUUCUGGCCCUGUAAAAUGUGUGGCCCAAGUGCAGUUGAAACUUGAAGAUGUCGGCGAGACUUCCGGCUUGGAGGGCAAGACGGAUUUGCUGCAAUUGGAGAUAGCGGCUGAGUUUGCCAAAUAUGCACGGAUACCUGAUCACGAUAUCCGUGACAUGCGCGGCAAUGCGGGCAAGGUCUCCCUUUCCUUUAGCUCGCAAGGCGGAGGGGAGAUCCUGGUCCACUGCUUUAUGGAUGUACCACCUGGUGGUGAGCUUCACGACAUAGAGCGGGUUGCCCAUGAGAGCCAAGCGCAGCGCAAGUUGCUAAAGGCACUCAGAUCCGACACAGGACCAGGUGCAGAGAUGCAAGUUGCGGUUGCGGUGGUGCCAGGUUCGCAAUGCUUCAUUCUCGGGACGCGGUAUACGCCAGAUUUGAAUGCUGAGCAUGCUGCGGUCGAAACAGCCACAGCUUGUCAGGUAAAGUGUACCGAAACAGAGGGCUGCCGUUUCUUUUCCUAUCUGACCACGACCAAGAUCUGCAGUCUCCAGGGAAAGUCUGCAACAGCUUUCUUUGUUGAGGAUUCCCUUGCAGGGCCACAGCUGUGUCACAAUCUCCCUCACGAGUCGGAGCCGUCGAAGGCCGAGCUCGAAACGGAUCAUGGUACAAUCUUUGCGAGCCUUUGGUUCUGGCUGAUCUUGUUACUGGUCGUGCUUCUAUGUGUGGCCAUGUGUGUUGCUUUCCGCCGUGGUCGCCUAUGUCCCAAGACCUGGAAGCGCCAGCUGUCUCGCUCGCGAAAAACCGAGGAAGCAAAACUUAGCCAACACAGAUACAUGGCACUGCCACCAACCGACCAGGAGCUUGAGCAGAACAUGCUAUCUCAGGCGGCAUCAAAUGAGUCACAAGGAUCUGCACUCCGACCUUUACACCCAGUUGACUUUGGUGCAAAACUUUCCGGCUACAACGGUAGCUACAACGGAAGGUGGCCAUCCCAAGCAAACGGAAGCCCGUGGAGCUGGCAGGUCGAGCGCUUGUCCACAGCUCCGAGGGAGACUCCAGACUUUGCCGGAAGCCCAGGCCGCUACAUGGCGCAAAGUGCCUGGGGUCCGAGUGGCCAGAGCUCUCCAUCUUCCCUUCAGCUGUCGCCCAGAGCUUCCGCGAUGCAGGAGGAUUCCCCUGAAUGGAUGCCACACUUCUUGGGUGCAGAAGCAGUCAGGGAGGCAUAUCAACAUUAUGAUGCCUCGCAGCGACAUGCGAACCCUCCCGAGCGUUCUUCUUGGCCUACCCCACAGGUGCCACAGAGGCUUCCGCCGCCAGUGUCUGCUGAAUUUCCACACGCUUCCAGCAUGCCGUGCCCUCCGCACUUUCAGCCGAACCAAGCCGGUUUUGGCAGUCCGGUUGGCUUUAACCAAUCAUGGAGGGCCUGA
Molecule: messenger RNA, 2193 nt
Organism: Symbiodinium necroappetens
Lineage: Eukaryota; Dinophyceae; Suessiales; Symbiodiniaceae
Source: the annotation of a GenBank genome assembly